UGCGCACAACCAGAUAACCGAACUCGCAUCAACCUUCCAAGGGAACGCCGUGGCCGAGGGCGACACUCUCGUUAUAAGCAUUCGUCUCGCUUCUGAACUCCUCAUGAACAGAUAUGGUCUUCCAGAACCGACCAAUCCGACAGGAUCUCUGGCCAUGUAUGAAGCGGGGAUGCUCGAAGAGGUUGCGAGAGACAAAAACCUCGCACUCGGCGUAUCCGGCAGCUUGAGGGGCACGACCUAUAACAACAGCGUUCUCCCUCGAUGCAGAGCGAUGGUGGAGGCCAUUGGACAGCGCAUGGCCUACGAGGCAGCCCAGGCGCAAGGCAACAUCGCGCCCGAGGUGAUCGAUGUGUUUGAAAAGUCUUGCAUUCAGAAGGAUCCGUCCUGGUUUGUCGAACACGGCUACGGCACUCGAUCUGCGUUGCGGGACAACGAGAACGGGGCAUACUCCAACUUGUUGCCCCUCUUGCCCACGCUGGUGGAACGGGCCAAUGCUGAAGUUUACAUCACGGCGCCGUUGGUUGAAGAGGGAGCCAUGGAGGACUUCAUCAAGGCCCUGCCGGCUUUUGGGGCUGGCACAGACGACGUAAUAGUAGAGCAGGCUCCAAAGUCCCGGCUUUGAUGUAGAAACAAUCCAGAUAUUCUAGUUCUAUCACUUGCAUUGUUGUUCCCGC
Molecule: messenger RNA, 674 nt
Organism: Colletotrichum godetiae
Lineage: Eukaryota; Fungi; Ascomycota; Sordariomycetes; Glomerellales; Glomerellaceae
Product: putative acyl-CoA oxidase
Exons: 2
Coding region: 104-622 (172 amino acids)
Source: RefSeq, a predicted model, not a curated record